Messenger RNA from Rhinichthys klamathensis goyatoka, 2589 nucleotides. It is a transcript of the gene fndc7a, whose product is annotated as fibronectin type III domain containing 7a. NCBI's taxonomy places the organism in Eukaryota, Metazoa, Chordata, Actinopteri, Cypriniformes, Leuciscidae. The record is from RefSeq and is a predicted model, not a curated record. The transcript has 14 exons. The coding region runs from base 94 to 2541 and encodes 815 amino acids. Gene Ontology annotation, molecular function: protein binding.
GAACUUAAGCCACAGCCAUUACCCUGCAGAAAUAGUCAAAUCAGGAGAAGAGACUGUGCCCUAAAGGCAGCUGAGCAGAACUAAAUUUGAGGCAUGGAGUCGAAAUAUUUACAUCUUUCUAACAUCAUCUUAUUGAUUAUCAUCGUGCCACAGAUAUGCACAGCACAAAACGACAUCACGUUAUCCGUGUUCACCGUCACCUCUAAAAGCAUGACGGUGCGCUGGAGCGGACAUUCCGGCGCGAGCUCGUACAAAAUCACCGCCACGCCGAAAAACUCCCCAGAGCCGUCGGUGUUCGCGCAGUUCAGCGGCAGCACGGUGAUGGGCUCCGUCAACUCUUUGUCCCCGAACACUGUGUACAGGAUGCGGGUCGAAGCCAUGGACAACGCGGUGAACGUGCUCAGCAGCGCUGAAACGGAGGAGAUAACAGCUCCCGAGGUUCCCUUUAUAGAGCAGGCUUACUCCAAACACAGUGACAGCAUCACGGUGGAGUUCGGUCUAGUGAUUGGUGCCACCAGCUACAUCAUCCGGGCAGAGAACGAGGAUGGGUUCUUCUCUGAAACCCGGGUGGUAACUUCCCCCGGGACAGUGAUCAAUCUGCUGCCUUAUACCCAAUACACCCUCAGCGUGAUGUCUGUCAACACUGGGGGAAGGAGUCAGCCUUCUCUAUCCAUGAACUCUAAGACAGUGGUGGUGGCCCCAGAUCUGCAUUCCAGCUCCCCCAGCAGUGACACCAUUGUGAUAAACUGGAAUCCAGUGAACAAUGCAGUGUUAUACACCUUGGUCAUGAUCAAGGAGGGUUCCGACACGCGGGUCAGACGCAACACGUCUGAGACCAACAUGACCUUCAGUGACCUUCAGCCUGGCACCACCUACUCCAUCAAGGGCAAUGCCUGGGAUCCUGAUGGUAACCAAGGAGACGACAUCACCAUCAGCCAAAUCACACGUCCUUCUGUCCCAGGAGAUGUGGUGGUUCAGCUGACGCCAGGUCGCUCUCUCGAUCUGGCGGUGUAUUGGCAGUCAGUCCACGGGGCCGACACAUACACUGCUGUGAGCUCCACAGGCCAGAACUGCAGCUCCUCAUACCUCUACUGCAUAAUCAGUCCUCUCAACUGCAGCCAGAACCACACCAUCACCCUCGUAGCAUCCAACCAGGCCGGAAGCAGUGACCCUUCAAACCCAGAGGACCUUCUGACCUUCCCAUGUCCUCCUGACUCGGUCUGGAUUGAGGAGGUGACCACAGGGAACUGCUCCGUCAUGUGGUCUGAGGUUCCGUGGGUGAAUUACUACAUCGCCUACGUGAAGAGCGAUGAUGGCUUAGAGGAAAACUGCAACACCACCGGCAGGGCCUGCUACUUCCAGUGCAAGUGCGGAUACACGUACCUCUCGACCGUAUUCGCUUACAACCAGGCCGGCUCCAGUCCACCAGGACAAAUAGUCAACUAUACUACAAUCCCGUGCUGUCCAGAGGAUGUGUCCGUGUCACUGAUCUCCACAGAAACUUUAGAGAUCUCAUGGUCAGCCGUUCGAGGAGCUGAGUUAUACGAGACGAUCGCUGCAGACGGAAGCGAAAGGAUCCACUGCAACGACACGGCUCCUGUGUGCGCGCUCUCUGAUCUCACCUGCGACAGUCUGUACAGCGUGGUGGUGCGGCCCUGCAGUGAGAUACAAGGAUGCAACAACACCUGUAGUGCACAUACACGCCGGACAGCUCCCUGUGCCCCUGUGAUCCUCAAUGUGACUCAGGUGAACUCUUCCACUGUGGAGGUGUUCUGGACAGCUACAAACACUCAGGCCAACUACAGCGUGAUCGCCACGGGUCACACCGACUCACUCACUUACUCGUCCAGCGGCACUUCCUGUUACAUCAGCGUGUCCUGUGGAUCCAUAUAUGAGGUCAGCGCCUACGCCACCACUGCAGCAGGACAGAGUCUUCCCAGCUACUCCAUUCCCCUGGAAACAGGACCCUGUUGUCCAGAAACUCUGACUGUUGAACAGGUGACCCAGUCCAUGACGAACGUCACUUGGUCGCCUGCCACAGGGGCGCAGUCCUAUGUCACGUCUUUGACGUCCCCCAGAGGUCAUGCCAAAUGUCACAGCAUGGACACCCACUGCCUGUUGGGAUGCAUCACAUGUGGCACAAGCUACAAUGUGUCGCUGGAGGCCUUCAGCAUGACUGGACAUAAAACAGAGUGCAGAUACCAUGGUUUCUCCUCAAGUGCGUGUUGUCCAUCCAGCGUGAAACUCUACCGCAUGGCGAACAACACUCUGCGUGUGUACUGGCGCUCUUCUCCCGGCCUGUACAACUACACAGCCGACCUGUACGGCACCAGCUCGAACUACACCUGCAGCACGACACAAGGGGCUACCGCAUGUGACGUCUCCAACAUCAUGUGUGGACAAGUGUACACCGUCGUGGUCGCUCCCUUAACACAGGAGGGUUCCAAGGUCACGUUCUGCCCCAGAAAACACUACUCAGUAUCCUGCUCUGGAAACACAGUGGGAAUGGUGAUCUAUCGAGGCCGGAGGAGUGUGGACUAGAACCCCAUUAGCACAGAUGAAAGCAGAUGGAGCUCUGACGUCAUCAAC